AUCCCCACCGCCGUCACGCGGCACACCACCUCCACUCCCGACGCAGACCCACCGCAACAUCUACUCCGCACGUGCCACUCCACCUGUCCUCCCCCUCCUCCCAUCCUCCCUUUAUUUCUACCCACCGCCACCUCUCCCCACUCCGUCCAUCACCCUCCCACCCCAAACUUUUCGACCAAAUUCCCCAACAAAUCCCACCCCAUGGCAGAGUACGGCCGAGUAGGAGAUCGCGGACAACACCAACAAAAACAGCAAUCCACCGCCCAACAAUUACUGAAAGCCGUGACGGCAAUUGCCACCGGAGGCUCAUUGCUGGCCCUGUCCGGCGUGACGAUGGUAGGGACAGUAAUCAUACUGACAAUCGCAAUGCCUCUGCUGGUCAUUUUCAGCCCUGUUCUCGUGCCGGCCGCGAUCGCCGUGGCACUGAUCGGGAGCGGUUUCCUGGCUUCAAGAGGGCUGGGGGUGGCGGCGCUCUCCGUGCUGGCGUGGAUGUACAAGUACAUGACAGGGAAGCAUCCGGUGGGGGCGGAUCAGAUCGACCAAGCGCGCGCGAGGAUUGCGGCGAAGGCGAGGGAUAUAAAGGAGUCGGCGCAGCAGAAGGUGGAGCAGGCGACUUCUUGAUUGGGAGUGUGGAUGUAUUUGUUUUAAUAUUGCGUUAUGUUGUUCAGUUUCCUACGUGGUGUGUUGUUGCAUGGUAAGUAUGGUUUUUGUGUUUUGUUUUGCAUGUUGCUGGCUGUUUGAUGUGUUGCAUGUUUGAGUAAAUGUGUUGCUUCUUUUGAAAAUGUUUUAGAUGUUUAUGAA
Messenger RNA from Phalaenopsis equestris, 801 nucleotides. RefSeq names its product oleosin 16 kDa-like. Gene Ontology annotation, cellular component: membrane; monolayer-surrounded lipid storage body. NCBI's taxonomy places the organism in Eukaryota, Viridiplantae, Streptophyta, Magnoliopsida, Asparagales, Orchidaceae. The coding region runs from base 202 to 621 and encodes 139 amino acids. Gene Ontology annotation, biological process: lipid storage. The transcript has a single exon. The record is from RefSeq and is a predicted model, not a curated record.